Messenger RNA from Exaiptasia diaphana, 1499 nucleotides. RefSeq names its product COMM domain-containing protein 5. Bases 90 to 653 code for a protein of 187 amino acids. Gene Ontology annotation, cellular component: nucleus. Lineage: Eukaryota; Metazoa; Cnidaria; Anthozoa; Actiniaria; Aiptasiidae. The record is from RefSeq and is a predicted model, not a curated record. The transcript is spliced from 6 exons.
UGGCGCGUGAUCGAAGUCAGUCUGGUGUCAGUUCUUUCAGCGAAAACACCAUUUUCCUUGGUCCUAAAGUCCCGGACGAAGUACGAAAGAUGACCUCUCAUCUCAAAUCAUUAGAUAAACAAGUAUUUAGAAAGAUUUUACAAGUUAUUGUGACAUCACUAGAAGGAAAACCUGUGGAAGAUGGCGUUCUUCAAAAGAUUGCCGGRAACAAUGUAUCAGAGGACGUUGUAGGCUUAGUGUUUGCUGGAAUAUACACAAUCCUCACAAGUGCGUUAAGGCUCCCGCUUACAUCACUCAAAUUAGAGCAGUUUCAAGCUGAUUUAGCUGAGAUUAGAAUACCAGCUGAGCUGAUCCCUGAUUUAUCCUCUAUUGUCUUUGGAGAAAGGAGAUCUGAAUUAGACAAUGCAGCCAUUUCAUCAGGGCUUCCAAAGUUAGAUUCUUUAAGAUGGAGAGUAGAUGUUGCUAUUUCUACAAGUGCAUUAAACAGGGUUUUGGAACCRUCWAUUUUGAUGGAGACACAGUUGAGUAAUGGAAGUAUUCAAACAUUUGAGGUUCCUUURUCAAAGUUUCAUCAAUUACGAUACAAUGUCGCUUAUGUACUCAAAGAAAUGGAAGAUGUAGAGCAUAAAAAUAUYCUAAAAAUCCAAGAUUGAAUAAAAAGAAUUGCUCUGCUUACAAAUUAUCUCAAUAGAAUAGCAUUGUAUAUAUGUAAUGAAGUUUGAUUAGAUAAUUUUGCAUUUUCAAACAAAAUAUUUUCAUAUAUCCUURUAGAUUUUAAAGCCAUGUAGUUUUCCUAGAGUGUGAAACUACAACUUAYAUUAACAAAAUAAUUACAUAUCCUUAUAGAUAUCAAAGUCAUGUAACUUUCAUGUGUGAGUGUUAGACUGUGAUUUUUGCAUUGCCUGAUUUCAUAUUGUGGGAAACWGGGUACAAUUAUUGCUGCAUGAUUUUAUAAUGAGUCUAGUAUAGAACGAAAGAUCUCACUGUAAAUAGUAUUGAAGCAAAGUUUGAUGAUAAUCAGAUUAAUUGUCAAUGUUUGGCAACUUUUCAAAAGUUCCAGAUUUGCAUAGUCUCCUUACAAAAGGGGAGGCUGCGAAGGAGACUAAGAUUUGCAAAGAAAUAUAAGUAUGGGAUUUGGAAAAACCAUAAAGACACACAGUCCAGCAUCCUAUACAUUUCAAUCCAUGGUAUGGCAUCAGGCAAUGAUUCCUCAUAUUCUUCCCCCAAAUAAGGCAAGAUAAAGAUAUAAUUGUUUCAGACUUUUUCAGUUUUUCAGAUUCUCUGCUUUAAUCAUAAUUAUGUCAAUGGUAGUCAGACAUGGUUAUUAUGGACAAACAUUUUUAUGGAYAAGAAUAACUAGCUUUACUUAACCAGCUACAAUUAAGAUAAAGUGAAAAUUAACUUUAACUUUAUCAUGACAAAUAUCAUAAAAACUAUGAUUCAUACUGAUUUUAAUUCACCACAAAUGAAAGUCUUUAUAAAGAAGCCUUUUGUUUUUG